AUGGGUCUAAGCACAUCUCCAUCUGAUCCUUACCUCGGAAGAGCAGACUUUCAGAACGAACAUAUGAAUCCAUUCUCAAAUUUUCAGGAAUUUAUUCCACCAGAGGCGACAACUCCUGUUACAAGGGAAAAUUUCCUAUCAAAUACAGAUCAAUUCUAUAAUGAUAAUCUGUUUCAAGAACAAACAAUACAGCAACAAGGGUUACAAGGAUUAUUUAAUACUUCAUUCACAAAUACCAACUCAUCUAACAACCAGACUCAAACUACUGUUCAACCACAAAUUAAUGGAACUAACCGGAUCUCUAAUCCAUAUAUUGACAUUGCGCCAAAUCAGAAUCUAAGGCAAUAUAACACAAGUCAACUAGCAAACCGGAAUGCAGAUCCAAUUGUCGGACCACUUCAUGAUUUAAUUUUACCUCAGCAAAGGCCUGAUGGAACUGUGGUGUAUUACCCAAUAAUAAAUCGUCGAAUUUUACCAGGCUAUAUACUAGAGGAACAAAUGAUAAAUAGCAAUAUUUCACAAAUUCAGGUACCCACUGAUUUAACUAUUCAAGAUCAAAUAUUACAAGAAAAAUGGGAUAAUGGGCAGAUAAUAAACUAUCCCAUAAUAAAUGGACAAAUAUUAGGGGGACAAGAGUAUCCAGUACUUGAUGAUUCUGAAGUCGCAAAUCAGAAUCAAAGUUCUAAUAUGAAUGCUAAUAUUCAGAAUGCGCAACAACCACUGCAUAGGUCUAAUUUACAAAGAGAUCAAAACUAUUCACAAAAUAUCCAACACUCAAGAGAGGAUAGUGAUACACCUUCAAGAAGAGUGAGGCCAAGAGUGAAUCAAAGUGAUUCCCAACCAAUUCCCAACAUACAAGAGAAUUUUUCUGAAGAUCCUCGGUUACAUGAAGAGAAAUUUAUUGCAUUCAUUGAUAAACAACAAGAGAUAAUUAAUCAAAAUAGGUUAAUUGAAAAUCCUACUGUCGAAAUGCAAAAACAAUUUUUCCGCUCAAUAUUUGGAUUUAGAGUAAAGCCUAAACUCCUUAGAGACUUACAAGAUCCUCUGCAAGUAAAAGUGUACGAAGUUGAUAACUAUGUAACUCAAAUAAGAGGUCAAAAAGUCAACUCGUUUUACUUAGAUGACACAAUUGUUGAAAGAUUUCUUCCACCGUUCCUGAAAAGAGUAAAAAAUGUAAAUAAUAUCUAUAUGAAACCUUCUUUAAGAAUUCCAAUUAUUCACUACUUGAAGGCUGCAUCCUAUAUUCAGAUGUUUGUUCAAAUAUUUUCUACAUUAUCAGAAGAUCAAAAGUCAUCUGAAUCCAUUGUGGAUCUGUCAAACCUAUCUUUGAAGGCUUCAUUACUGCCAGCGGAGCUCUCUUCAAUAAUUUCAGGACUGGGCUGUUUUGAAACUGAAUACAGUAUUUUUGAAUUAAAAUGGCCUUUUACAACAUUAAAGACUGCCUUAGUAAAUGCAACAUACUGUCUAUAUAUGUCAAGGGAAUCUGCAAAAUACCAAUUUCCAAAGGAUCAGAUGCAGAAACCUAAGUUUCCGAUGCAUUACCCAGUACAUGAUUUAAUUUGGAAUGACUUAGAGGGCUAUAGGAAAUCACAAUAUUUUUUUGAAAGGUAUUUAAAAGAAGAAAGUGAAAAAAAUAUUAUUAAACCAAAUAACCAUGGACCUAAUAUGAAGUAUUUCAAACUUUUUUCACCUAAUAGACAACUUUCUUUUCAUGAGGUUGCUAAAUCAAUACCUAAAUGGUAUAAGAAUAGAUAUGAUUAUUUAAAAGUUUUCAAAAUAUAUCUUUUAAAUCAGUUAGAAUUUGAAGAGAAAUUUGUGACAGAUGACCCUGAGUUAAUUAAAGCCUUAAGCGUGGUUAAUUUAACUAAAUGUAAUUUUAGCAACGAAAUUUUGAAAAAUACAGUACUUUGUACGUAUGAUGAUUGCUAUCAAAAAUUUCUAGAUACAUUGAAUAAAAAUUUUGAUAUGAUCUUCAGUAAGGGUACAGGUUUUGGCUGGAGUGGCCAAAUAUAUAGACGAUUUGAAAAUGGAAAUAUCAUGACACCAAUUAUUACUCCUUGCAUUGAUCAAAUAUAUGGCAAUACGUUUUUCCCUUCAAAGAUAAUUGAUAUGGAUUUCAUAAAUGUUUCUAAUUUUACAAUUGCUCCUGAAAUAUAUUUUGAAAAAGUUACUAAUUUUUUGAAAUGA
Molecule: messenger RNA, 2187 nt
Organism: Henningerozyma blattae CBS 6284
Lineage: Eukaryota; Fungi; Ascomycota; Saccharomycetes; Saccharomycetales; Saccharomycetaceae
Exons: 1
Coding region: 1-2187 (728 amino acids)
Source: RefSeq, a predicted model, not a curated record